Molecule: messenger RNA, 9764 nt
Organism: Xyrichtys novacula (pearly razorfish)
Lineage: Eukaryota; Metazoa; Chordata; Actinopteri; Labriformes; Labridae
Source: the annotation of a GenBank genome assembly
AUGCUGGAUCUCUGUUUAACGCCCAAAAUGGCGGCACGGUUGAAAACUUUUGCCUGUUUUAUCCAACUUUGUCCCUCUUCUGGAGUACUUUAAUAGCUAUUUUAGCGCCAUUGACACAAAGCGUACACACACGGUUGGUAAACCGCCUUUUUUUCUCCUGGUUGACGAAGAGGGCCCGAAACCAGAAUGACCAUUUUUCUCUCAAGUGAAAUUUCGGGCAUCACUUUCCCAAUGCUAGGCUAAGCCAAGCUAAGCUAAGCUAGGCUAGCAAGCUUUCUAAGGUGGACAUGCUUUACCUGACCUGGACCUCACCGCUGAGCUGAAUAUGAAGAGGAGCACCGUCACGUAGAAAUGGAGGAUGAUGUGAAAAAAGUGAAAAAGGUAAAACAUGACUUUAAACUUUUUUGGUAAAGUAGCUGCUAUGCUAAAUCACCAGCUGUACAAACCAGGUUAGCUGCAGUGGAAAAGCUGAGUUUGGUCAAAUAUCGAGGAAUUAUCAGUCUAAAUGAGUUUGUUAGGACACUGCUUCGUUUAGUAUCCUCACAUUUAUUCAUGACACUGAGCAGUAUUGACAAAAAGAACAACUGGGUUAGGGUUAAAUGGAGUAUUUUAACAUAAAUGAAGUGGAUUAAAUAUAAGUAAUACUCUCACAACUACACCUUUUAACAAAAUAAUAAUUUGAACAGAUGAUGGAUAUAAAGUUCAAUAAUCAGUUGUGUGAUCAUGUCAAUAUAAAUUGAAGCUUCCUUAAAGAAGAUUUUGUGGUGGAGCUGGUCCAUUAAAUCGCCCAUGUGUUCCCAGUGUUAUAGCUGGACAGAUAAUGUAAAAUACAGAUGAAUUAGUGCCACCUGAGUGGGUUUACAGGAGCUAUUUAAGGUGCUUUAAUUUGAUAUACGGCAGAGGCAGACUGAUUGAGAUUAAUGGCAUAUUUUAGUACUCAGGCAAUGUCACCCAUGUGUUUUAUAUUCAUUAAAAAUCCAUUUAGCUGGCUGACCAUAAAUAAUCAUAAAUGUUUGAUUUUAAUCUGCAUGAAAUAAUACUGACUUCAUAAAACUAUAUUCCAAUUCACCAUGGAUAUUUAUUUCUUUUUUGAUAAUGUAAAACCACUGGACAGACCUCAGACUUCCUUUGUUGCAAUAUUUUAUUUAGCCAUCUACAGUUAUGAUAAUCAUGUCAGUUAUUUAUAAAACCUUUGACUUAAGCAAGUUGUUUACCCAUGAGAGUGAGUUUUGUUGAUUCUGUAUUGCAGCGUCAGAAGAAUUCUCAGUAAGGCAGUGAAAGCACCACAUUUCCCCCUGUAAUAUCCCCGGCUGUUAUGUGCAAACGUGGAUCAUGGGAGAUCUGUGCGCCUGACAUCAGCUGUCAGAAGCCGCUGUUAUCAAUGUCAGUCAUGCUAAAAGGAAUCAGCGCUCCUAGCUUGUUCAGACCAUCCUGCCCUCUUUCUCACAUACAGCACAUACAGCCUAAUGAUCCUGUUUGAUACAGAGACAGAUCUUUUAGUUCAGACACACAGCAGACGUGUCUUUUAUCCCCUUUCCCCUGCUGUGUCUCUGUGCAGAUACAAGGGCUGUUUUCUCUCUAUUCCUCUGGCCUGCGCAGGAGGAAACUGAGGGGCAGGGCAGGACUUUGACAAGCUUUCACAGUCUGAGCAGAGCUAUAACAAGUGAAGGGUCUGAGGUUAACAUCUUUUCCAUGAUAGUGCUGGUCAUCCCCACAUAUUUCCGUGACAAAAGCACUGACGGUGUUCCCAUAUCCACCUCCAUUUAAUCUGAGGAGUUGGAAAAUAUUGAUGGAUGGAAAUAAAGUGUCACGCAGAGUAAGAUAGUGUUUGUUGUUGGUAGGAAAUGUUUUUGUUGCUAAUCUGAAGUAGCCUAUGUCAGCUGUUUUGAGAAUGAAACCAACCCCUGAAACUUCGCUUCACUGAAAAGAAAAAAAAAGGGGGGGUUUUAACAGAAAAAGAAUGUUAAGAUUUAGUAAACCUGCUUUUUUUGUGUUUAAUACCUUUUGGAUGGGCAAAUAGGAAGGAUUUUAAUGUCUCAUAGUCAUUUUAAUAUAAUUUAUGAUUACAUUUUAAUCACCAGCUUCAUAAGACCUUCUGUGGCCUCUUUUUGGUGGUAAAAGCUUUAUAAAUACUGCAAAAAAUGGAUGAGUACUGUAGUGUCUUUUAUAGAUUUUUACAUGUCAUGCAUACAGUUUCUGUUUAUGCCACUUGGUGGUGACAGUGAACAGCAUUCGCAACAGUGUAUAGACUGAGUCUUGCAUAAUUACACAGGGCUUCAGUAAAAGCUCAAACUCAACACUUAAAUGGUUGAGUUUGACUUUCACUUUGCCCACUGAUGAAAUGUGAAACUUAACUUUAUCAUGAAAUUUAGACCGAUACUUUGAUGCCAGAUCAGAAAGUUAAGAAAUGAAUUCCCGAAGUACUUUCAAGAGAUCUCGGUGAGCCAUCACAGAUCAGGUCUUUAGCGUAGGUUCAUCCCAGCUGACACAAUGAUGUCUAAACAGAUUACAAACUACACAAAAAGGAUCAACAGUGAACAAUGUUUGUAUUUGACCAAAGCACUGAAAGGACAAGCAAAAGAUUCAUACGCCUAUUGGCUACUGUGGAAAACACCAACAUAGUCUUGACUUUUACUUCCUUGAAAUGAAAAUCUAAAUAUCAGCUGCAAGCCGUGAAGGUGAGUUUCCUGUGUAGGUUUGAAGUGUAAGGAAGUUUGAAAGUCACCUCACCCAUCACUGCACUGAAACACCCCAUAGCAUUUCUCCUUUAUUUGUACACGGACUGUCGCCAAAAAAAGCACUUGUUCCCCUUACACUAGGGUCAACCCCUGAAGCUCUGAUCUCACGUUUCACAAGGAGAGGCCAUGAAAUGUUAAAGCAUGAGCAGAUAAAUAAUGCACCGGUUAAAGGUGUCUGUGCUCUUCUUGGUUGCUUUAAGUCUUAUAUUCUAACUGUAAAGUUUGAGUCAAACACAUCUGACUCUUUUUGUUUUUUGCAUUGAUCAUCAGUGUUGGGUUCAAUUUAUUACAUUGUAUGAUCUUCGCUAUGUGAUGCAGUUUCCAGACAGGGUCCUCUAGGUGAAAGAAGAGCGAUGUGAUGAAGCGUCACUCUUCUUGCUCAUUUAAUCUGUGCAGAACAAAGCUGUGAGGAAAGGGCUGAAAAAUGUUUUCUACAUAGCGUGGCUCUCCGUCAGUUUCUGUGCACUUUUCACCUUCUGACAGCUGCAGGGUUGUUUAUACUUUAGAUGUCACGUAUGCGGUUUAAAGUAGCAUAAGGUCUCGUAUACCUGUGGUUAAGUCAUGCUGAAGUGGACCAUCAGUUGCAGGUGUGAAGGCUUGUUGAGCGAUGAAGUGAAGCAACCAGAAACUGCUAAAAUCAUCCCAUAGCAUAUUCAUCUUCUCAGAAAAAUGAUACCUAAAAAAAAAAAAAAACACACACACGAGUUAUCAUUUCUCUUACUGCUUCAGAUCUUCACUCUUAAUAUUCUAAGUAUAAUCGCACGUGUCAUCACAGGAAGUUGUGGCUAGUCUUCUUCCUGCUCUUGUGCUUGAGUUUAGAUGCAGACACUUCCCUUUCUCUUUGUCUUUGAGGGAGGUAACACCCCUCACACACACACACAAACACUACCUCAACGCUUGAUGCUUCAUGUCUGUCACUGGCUGGCAGCUGUCACCGUGUGCGAGUGGGAGCAACAGGUGGAUAGUUAAUUCACUGCGAGAGCGACGGCAUCAGCGGUCAGACUAUAUGUUUGCCGCCCAAUAGGCGACUCUUCAAGAUCUUGGUUUCAUGGAGAACGAGGUAGGCUGUGCAAGAUGUUUGCACGGAUGGAGAUAUGUGAUGUGAGAUGCAAAGGCUUAGUGCAUAAAAAAUGCGUCUCGAUGAUUGUUGGCCUCACUUAACUGAGCUGUUUAAUAUCACUGCAGUGUUACAAUUGUACUGGAAAUACUUGCGCUUAAGAGCUGAUGCUUUGCAAGCAAACCAGUGAGGUCGAAUUGAAUACAAAGAAAUACGUCAUUUCUCUUGCUGCUUGUUCGUGUUCUAGAUUUUGGUUUGCAAAAGUGAUGAUCAUGUUUUCAACUCUCAGAGCUUAACUGCAGAGUCCUUCAGUGUUGCAAGAUGCAGAGUUUCCCUUUGUGCUCGCUCUUGUUGACAUUUGAGCAACACAUAUUGAGUAACACAGAAGGCUGCGUACUGCACUGGCAAAGAGUCCAUCUGCUGUAUCUGCAGCUUGUAGCACAGAGAGGGGAAGCAGGAAUCACAAGGCGUACAAGCAGCACCACAUUCACACAGAGUUUGACUGAGUUAUUUUUGUUUGCUCUAGUGUUGCCAGACCUUUGUUUCAAACUUAAAAGCGUGGUGCAGUAAUUAUUAGAAACAGAUGACUCAAAAUGUUCAUUGAAGAACUAAAUAAUGAGACGCAUCCACACAAACUAGUCAUUUAGUUUCAAACAGCAGCUUGUUUUUCUUACUUCUUUGCUCCCUGCUCUCUUUUGUCUCCCUCCACCAGCCUGGUAUCGUGUCUCCAUUCAAGCGAGUCUUCCUGAAAGGAGAGAAGGGGAGAGACAAGAAGGCCCAGGAGAAAGCCACUGAGCGCAGGGCCCUCCACACCUUCUCACUCUCUCAGCCUGACCAUCGCAUCGAUCCAGACAUCCUGCUCAAUGACUACAUUGAGAAGGAAGUCAAAGUGAGUGUCAAACGCAGAGAUAAACCCACAAUACACCAAUCUGUUUCUGUACUUUUCACACAGAAAGAAGUAGUAGUAAAAAUAAUUGUGCGUGUUCUGUCCAGUAUUUGGGACAGCUGACAUCCGUUCCAGGAUACUUGAACCCCUCAAGUCGCACAGAGGUGCUGCAGCUCAUUGACAAUGCCAGGGUAAGUUUGUAAACAGAAGUCAGUUCUGCUCAGCAGUUGUAAAAACCUCUGAAGCACGAAAAACAACCUAAUAGUCGGCCUCUGUGAUUGUCAGAAGUCCCAUCAGUUGGCAGGCCAGCUGACAUCAGAGCAGGACGCCGUGGUGAGUUUGUCGGCGUACAACAUCAAGCUUGUUUGGCGCGAUGGAGAGGACAUCAUCCUGAGAGUGCCCAUCCAUGACAUCGCUGCUGUCUCCUACAUCAGAGACGACUCUUUGCACCUGGUGGUGAUCAAAACAGGUAUAAAAUAAUCAAAGACCGUGAAAUAGGACUGAGCGAUCUGGCAAAGUAACUGAUCACAAUAUAUUUUGUCGUAUCAUCCGAUAUCGAUUAUUAUCGCUUUUUUUAUUUAUUUAUUUAUUUUUUUUUUUUUAAACUGCCGUUUUAAAGCAUUUGUACUAAAAAAAUAAAGAAACCAUUUUUACUUAACAGUACAACAAAUGAAGACAAAUACUAAAUAAUACAGUGAACUAGUUCACAGUCGUGAGUGUUUUAUAAAAAAUAAAAUAAACAAAUGGCUCCCUCAGGGAUAAUGAAGACGCCUUAAAAUGUAAACAUUAGGUGAUGUAAACGUAGAUGAUAUGAUUGAUUGCUGCUUUGGUCUGGUGGCUGCACAACUAGUUGUAGCUAAACUGCUAAUGCUAAUUGUGCCGUCAGCAGUGACAGGCUGUGCAGACUGCUCACAUUUUCACGCUUUCCUCAUAAUUACUCAGGAAGUACUUCUUUAAACGAUUAAACAGAUUUGCUGUGUUGCCGAACUGACCGCCGACAUACCUUACACAUCUGCUUAAUUGCUUAAUGUCACUUUGGAAAUACAAGAACCACCACCACACAACCGACAUUAAAUAACUUUUCUUCUCAACAAUGGCAUCUUUGGAGGAUGACUCAAAGUCAUGGUUGACAUCUAUUUUGCUGCCCUCAGCUCCGCCUUUAGCUCCACGUUUGGUCGUUCUUGGCUGUUGUCAUGCACAUUUCCACCAUGAUGAUCAAGUAAAUAUGCUCACAGCUGAUCACUAUGAUCGAACUGAAAUUUAUCACAACCAUGAAUCACAAUCAUAUAAUCGCCCAGUCCGACCAUGAAACCAGUGUAGUGUAGUUUUUGUAACGUUGGGGCUUUCACUUUACACGUAAAAAUAACUCGUCUUUAUUGCAUGAAUGUAAAUCUUUAUGUGACUUCAAUGAAGAAAAAAUUAGCUGCCCUUCUCUCAAAAAUGAAGCCAAGAUGGUCUGCAGACUUGACAAGGAUUUAACUUUUGAAUGAAGAAGUCUGAUAGUGUGACCUUUUUCUGGUUUUCAGCCCAGGAUUCAGGAGGUUCUCCUUGUCCCAGCUCGUGUCCUGAUCUCAACAAAUCUCAGACCCUGAGCUCUUUAUCAGAGAGUGGAGCUGUGCUCGUGGAAGUCUGCUGUCUACUCGUGCUGGCUGUUGAUAAUAAGGUAGUUUCUUUUGGCUGUGACUGGAGCCUUUGAUGGUGUUUAUUCCCAUAGUUGAGUGACAGUUCUUGGGUGAAUAUAACACCCUUCAAACUGGACUGCACGCCUGAUUAUGAAAGUCUUGAUUCACGGUAUUCCUUUUAAUUUUCACGUCUAUAUCAGGAAAAAAGUACCAAAGUUCUCUGCAGAAGUCCUGCUUGGUGGCAUUUACUAGACAUGAUUAAUAUGAUUGAAAGAGAUAUUUUAUUGUAAAACUUCAUUAUUAGAGCUCAUAGUUAACAGCUGGGGGUUUUUUUUGUAUCUCACAGGCGGCAGCAGAGGAACUGUGUCUCUUGCUCAGUCAGGUCUUUCAGAUCGUUUACACAGAAUCCACCAUUGACUUCUUAGACAGAGCCAUUUUUGAUGGAGCGACCACGCCUACUAGACACCUUUCUCUAUACAGUGGUGAGUUUAAAAACAUGUUCUCUCUGUAAAAAAAACCGAGUCCGAUUCAAACCUGUAAAUUUGUACCCCUCUGCCUCUUCUUCAGACGAUUCUUCAAGCAAAGUGGAUGUUAAGGAGGCCUUUGAGGCUGAAGCCGGCACAUUGUAAGAGUUCUGCCCUUUUGAUAGAUUUCUAUUUUUGCCAACAGUGAUCAAGACAAACUUUGAAACAAAGUGGUCUAUUUUUACUUGGCACUUACAAGAGGUGAAAUCCUCUCUCAGUCCUUUUCAAGGCUCCUUGGAGGCAGAAGAAAACUCUCCAUCAGCUUCCUCUCCAGCAUCACCUCAGACGAAGACCGCCAGUGAAGGAGAGCUCAGUACCACAGCUACUGAGCUGCUGCAGGACUACAUGACCACUGUAAGACACUUUCCUAAACCAUCUCCUUGUUCUGUAAUUCAGGUUUUUAGUGGAGGAGUUUUAAAGACUUGAUUUUAAUCAUUUCUUUUCUUUGUGUGAAAGCUGCGGACAAAACUGUCAUCACAGGAGAUCCAGCAGUUUGCCACCCUGCUCCAUGAAUACCGUAACGGCUCCUCCAUCCAUGAGUUCUGCAUUAACCUGAGACAGCUCUAUGGGGACAGCAGGAAAUUUCUCCUACUUGGUAUUGCAUUUCAAAUUCCCUAAAAGUGACAGUACAGAGAUCUUACAUGGUAGACCUCAAUGUGCUCAUGAAUAACAAGGGCUGAGAACAAAGGUUCUUGCGACAGUUUCCUGAUCUUAUGUGGCGUUCACUCCAAGUGUAUGUAAAAUCAUUCGUGUGAAUGAAUUACAUGUAAAGUCAAUGCAAAGACGCGAUUAGACGCUCAUACUACUCUGGCGGCGCGAAUUGGGCAAGUCAUUCACGCGAGUUCGUGUCACAGUAACUAAUCAGCAUAAAGAUUCCCGGGUGAAGUAAGAAAUCGGACUACAAGAUGUUCGCUGGUGUGAAAAUAUGUACACAAACCCAUUUACUCUCAGCAGACAGAUGGACAGGGGCUCUGCAGCUGGGAUACAGUGCCUGUAAUUGGUAUCCUAGAGGGAUAUCCUGGCACCGCCCCUUACCAACAGGUCGUCAAAUUUGGUUUAGGUAACCCAAAAAUACAGCUGGAAACUGCCGUCAUCCAGGCACAGCUGUCAGAGGAGACCCAGACAUGGCAGCACCAACAUCUGUGACAGUUGUGGACCUUUCACAACAAAAACAAAGCGGCAAUCCGCUGAAUGGGGUUCACUCCUACCAUACUUGAUGGAGACUCUCCCACCUCUUUCGCAUCCACAGCUAGCAGUCCGGAGGAAGGUUGGUGAGGAGGUCAGAUUAUGUGGUAGAUUGUAAAAAAAAAAAAAACGUCAAUCACUUGAUCCUGCCAGUCGAAUUGGCAAGGAUCACUGUUGAAAUUAGCAUAAACGGCUAUCCACGGCUUUUAAGCACUCUGUGAAUGGUGAAAUUGGACUAAAUAAUUCUUGGGAAUAGAGCAAAUCAUUCACGUGGAUGAAGUGUGUGAAUACUUUUCAUUCAUGGGUCUAGAUGUGCGCGAAUGAAGCGAAUAGAAGAUUUUAUUUGCGCUUGGUGUAAAUGGCCCAUUAUAGGUGAAAACAUGGAAGGUGUUAACUUUCUUGUGCAAAGCCCCAUUUUGCUAAAAUAGCUUUACCCAAUCACAGUCCAUGACCGCACAUGUCUCAUGUCCUCCCUGCAGGCCUGCGUCCCUUCAUCCCAGAGAAGGACAGCCAGCACUUUGAGAAUUUCCUGGAGACCAUCGGGGUGAAGGAUGGCAGAGGGAUCAUCACAGACAGCUUCGGUCGUUACCGGCGCACAGCCAGCUCCGCUUCCGAUUCCACCACCAAUGGCAAUGGAGCAGCAGGAGGAAGCGUCGCCUCGGACGAGGGCCAGGAAGCAUCCGAGGGGGAUGAGUGGGACCGCAUGAUCACCGACAUUAGCAACGACAUUGAAGCUCUGGGCUGUAGUAUGGAUCAGGAGGGAGUGACGCCCUGACAGGAUGAAUAAAGGGAAGUUUUUCUGCAUGAGGACUCAGCCAAUACUCAGCCAAAUAUUUAAGUGAAAGGGUCUGGGCUAAAGGGACCAGAUGAAGGUGGUCCCAACACCCACCUGGGAUUUGAUUUAUUGUAUUUUCCUCUAAUUGUCAAGAGGACGUUCUAUCCACCUACAAACUCAUGACACACCUCACCAAGAAAACAUGAAGUCAACAAAUGCACUUAAAGAGACGCUGUAGAGGACACACAGUCAGUCGGCUAUUUUUGCAUUCAGAGGGAUUCAUAGCCUUUGAUAUAUUUUUAAACUGCUUUGAUUUUUGUACUUCUUUAUUGGCAGUAUCUGCCACUGCUGUCACCAAUGUAGCGACAGUCUCCAGAGUCUUUGACAGGCUGGUUUGAACACCUUCAAAGACUCUGGAGGGUCAAUCAGAGGACUGUGUUUUUACAAGAUUGAGGUUGUACUGGUUUUGUGCUUUUGUGUAACUUUAGGUCAAUCAGCUUCAUCCACCAGGAGGACUUUGGUUUCCAUCAUUUAUUUCACAUUUGCGUGUUGCUGUGAGCGAGAAACAUUUUGCAUUAUAUAUAUAUUUUUGUUUUACAAGAUUUGUGUACCACUUUGUUUUUACACUAUCAGUUCUUAUCAGUGUUUACUCAUUUAUAUCAUUUUUACCUUAUCAAAACUGACCAAGGAAAUGCUGUAAAGAUUAAUUCUCAUUCAGUUCAGGGACUGAGUGGGGACUGUAUUUGACAAAGCCUGUUAGGUUAUGGCUGAUGUAAAUUUUGGAUUUAUUUUUCACCUCCUGCAGGUCAUAUCGUUGUGUCUUGUGACAUUACAUCUAACAGUCGUCGUGCCUUCACACUGCAGUACUGCUGCCAACUGUCUGCACACAGACAGACAGACAGACAGGGAGUUUAAGCAACUGUAACGACAGUUAUUGUGCAGAUUCAUGGUUAUUAAAUAACAGCUACUUUAUACAA